Dermatophagoides pteronyssinus (European house dust mite) is the source of this 1666-nucleotide messenger RNA. RefSeq lists its product as uncharacterized. Gene Ontology annotation, cellular component: plasma membrane. Gene Ontology annotation, molecular function: ligand-gated sodium channel activity. The record is from RefSeq and is a predicted model, not a curated record. Gene Ontology annotation, biological process: sodium ion transmembrane transport. Lineage: Eukaryota; Metazoa; Arthropoda; Arachnida; Sarcoptiformes; Pyroglyphidae.
CAAAAAAAAAAAUACUUUCAUUUUGAUUUUGAUUACCGUUUGAAUAGAAUUAUGAACGUUAUUACCAAACAAAAAUUCAAUUGUUUUGUAAUGAAACAAAACAACAACAACAACAUUAUAACUGGCCGAACAUUAAUUUGGAUAAUCAUAUGGAUUAUAACAACGAUCGUUUGUUUAUUGUUUAUGUCCGAUAUUGUUUUACGUUAUUUUGAACGUGAAACUGUUAUAUCGAUUUAUAAUGAACAACCGGAUGUUUUGAAUGAAUUACCCGCUAUAACGAUUUGUGCGGCCAAUAUAUUCACACCUCGACAAUUAGCCGCACUUUAUCCUGAAUUCAAUGAAACUUAUUAUAGAUUUAUGGAAAAAAUACAAAAAAAUCAUUUUCCCGAUCAAAAUGAUUUAAUUGAAAAUCAACAACAAUUUGAUCGAUUUGAAUCAAAAGCAUUUGAAGAUUAUACUGCUUAUGAAGUGAUUGUUGAAAAAAGUAUUCAAAUUGAAGAUAUUGUUGCCGGUUGUAAAGUAUAUCCGGUAAGUAUACGCAAUAUGUUCGAUAGUACUAGUUUGAUUGAAGAUCCAUUAUCGAUCGAUGGUGUGGAAUGUAGUCAAUUACAAGAAUAUAUGCCCAGUAUAUAUGAAGGACAAAAAUGUUUUACAUAUUUUAGUUCAAUGCAUGAAAUGAAAGAUCGAUGGUUACAAUAUAUACCACCAAUGUCUGAUCUUGAACAAUUGGUUUAUCGAUUAUGUUUAAAUGAUUCAUUACCAUGUCAAUGGCCAAAUCGUCAAUCAAAUCGUACAUGGAAUCAUCAUCAACAAGAUUCUUGGCAAAUUUUUCAUGAUCUACAAACAAUGAUCAAAAUCAAUGUACGUAUGGAUAUGGAUACAUUACAUUUUCUUUCGGAUAAAGCAAUCAAAUUGACCGUUCAUUCAUCAAAUACAUUGAUCAAUAAACGUAAAUAUAAAUAUCUACAUAUAACUGGACCAUAUCUUUAUGAAGUAGUUUUUACCAGACAAAUAACACAAUUAUUAAAUCGACCAUAUCGACCAUAUUGUAAUCAUUAUGGUAAAUAUAGUGAAAAUCCCAAAUUACGUGUAUUCCACACAAGUGAAGAAUGUCGUAAUUAUUGUAUUAAAAAUCAUUUAACAAAAAUAUCAAAUUCAUGUCAAAUUUAUUAUAAUGUUUUAUCUGCAUCAACAAUUUUUGAACGAUCAUUUCAUAAUGAACAUAUUUGUUCACAUGAUCAACAAAAUGUUAGCCUUUAUUUAUUGGCAAAACAAAGCUGUGAAACAGUUUGUCCGGAAGAAUGUCAACAAUCAAUUUAUGAAAUAUCUAGUUAUCGAUCAUUUAGUCGUGAAUUAUUGGAUUGUAACGAUGAACAACAAAAAUCAAAAUGUUUUGCUCAAGUUUAUAUACGACCUUCAACACAACCAUUUCAACGAAUUCAACAUCGUGUUGCUGUUUCAUAUGAAGAAUUAAUUGGUACUAUUGGUGGUGAUAUGGGUAUAUUGCUUGGAAUGUCUAUAUUUUCAUUCAUUUCAUUGACCGUAUCAUGUUUACAACGAUGUUUAGUCAAAAUGGUAUAUGGUAGCCCAACGAUGAUCAUGAUGAACAAUGGCUAAACACAAUGAUUAUGAUAAUAUCGACAUUAGCACCAUACAACAAAAAACA